ACCGGUACCGGUUGUUCGAACCGAGACAUCCAACUAGCCGAGGAACCGAAGACCUUCUUUCGUCGAACUUGGGUUCGAAACCAUUUCUCGAAGAGUCGAUCGCACUUUCACCACACCGCCGGGACAGCACCCGGAGACAGGGGACGGGUCGGCUCCGGGGAGCUUGUGCCGAGUCCGCUUGCCCCGCCCCGCCCCGGGUUCCGCCUUGAGUUGGCUGUGUUAAAGCGAGCGGAAGACAUGCGGACACCACCGGCUCCCGGGGGAACGGGUGACGCGAUCCGGCCGGCCGCCGAAACAUUCAGGCGGUAUUACGCAAGGGGUUACGGGACAUGGCAGAGACUGUCUCGAGCGGUAGCUGCAUACCGUCAAUUUCCUACCGACCUUGUGAAUUUCGAGCGUGCAUUUCAGCAGCAUCCAUACCUUCAUAACCGUCUGCAACUAACGCCAGAUUAUUAUUUGCUUGCUACCGGGACUUCGACAUGGUCGCCGGGACAUUGUGACAGGGAUCGCGAUCUUCCGCCUUUUCAGCGGAGGUACUCCAUCCCCGUCACCGUCCGCCGUCCCAUUGCCGUCUCCAUUGAGCAUUCGCCGGAGCAUUUCCCGACGUGGUUUGGUGACCAGGGAAACCAUGUCGGCAUUUUGACUCUCGCGUGGGCUUACGUUCUGGCCGCGCGGUGGACCGAGAUUGUGCCAGGGGAGACCGUUCUUGAGUACACCGAGAGCCGUGCAGCUUGGGAGGCACCGGCUGCGGGCCACGACGGGGGGGAGAUGGUCGUCAACCUUGGUCCAGUAUCUGACGGCGCCGCGAGGUGGUGGACUGCCAUCCUCGCUCCGGGUCGGGGCUGGACCGCGGACAUGCGCCACCAAGGGGAUAUUCGACAGGCGCCGUGGUCCACUAACCUCCUGCAGACAGGCCGGCCCAUUGUACUCUCGCGAACGUCGGCUGAAACAGAACCUCGGCUUCACAUUCCCGCACCAUCCUUUCGGGUCGCCGCCUGUAUCAUCUCGGCGUACUCGGCAUAUCACGGGGUCGAAAACCAAAGCCGCGCAGCCUUCGCCGCUGCGUUGAUGUUGCCGUCGGCUGGCCGCAUCAAAAGGACCAUCGGGCUCCCGGCUCCCGAAGCGGCCCCCUCAACCAGCAAAACCAACCCGUCUGCAACCUUGGCCCGGCCAGUUGCGCCGUGGGGCAGUGACGUGCACCAACUGGACAGGUUGCUCACACUAAGCUGCAACGACUUCAUUCAGUCGCUCCUAAGCAGUGUGAUAUUUGAGCCGGGCGUACCUUGCAACGUCUGCGGCGCGUGGGUGCAGGGCGCGUUCGCGGUUCUGGAUUCCGAUAUCGCAGAGACCGACUUGCAGCUCCUCACGGGUACCCUCAUGGCUCGAAACCCUAGAAUCGGCUUUCUCUGGAUGGGCGCGACGCUCCUAGGCACACAUGAUUUUGUUCUCCGGGGGAUGAGAGCCUUAUUCUACCCCAUCGACCUGACUCUCGCCGGAUGGACUGACACGUUAAUGUGUUUCAUUCAGGAACCCGUGAGAGAUGCUGUGUCUGCAGAGGAGACGAUAACUCGUGCGGAUGAGUGCCGGAUGCUUUUCCUAUCACAGUCAAGGGAACACACAUACACUCCCUUGACGUCGUUCCAGCCCUUUGGUACUACAGAAAUUGCGGACUGUACCUUGGAGGUUCGGGAGCACGCGCGCUGUGGGGGCUUUCAUGGACUCUGUUAUUCAGGCUGGACGUGGGACUGCCAAAAUGGGGCUCGUGAGGCGAUUCCCUUUGCAUUGGACAGUCUAAUGUCGCCGAAUGGGACAACACCUGAGCAGGAGACGGUAGGGGAUGAUCAAAUAGCGGUCGAUUACAGCGGCAUGGACUGCGAGAGGGACUGUUCGGAGCGUGCAACGCACAACAUGUUCAUGUGGCUCCGGGGCGAGGAUGGCUUCCCUGUCGCCGAAAGAGACAUUCGCGAGCAUGAGUGGAUCGACAACUUCGAGGAAUCAGAGGAUGAAUGUGAUUUUCCGGAGGGAGACGGGCGGUCCACGGCGGGGAGAGGAAACAUUAACGUUGGCCGUUGGCUUACGCGGACGUCGGCGUAUAGGCGUGAUAGUUUUUAUUAACACGAAAAAUGUUGUAGAGAAGGCGAUGCCUAACCCCGGGUGUGUAUUGCGUGUCAUGGUUGAGGAGAG
Chaetomium fimeti is the source of this 2184-nucleotide messenger RNA. RefSeq lists its product as uncharacterized. The coding region runs from base 238 to 2115 and encodes 625 amino acids. The record is from RefSeq and is a predicted model, not a curated record. The transcript has a single exon. Lineage: Eukaryota; Fungi; Ascomycota; Sordariomycetes; Sordariales; Chaetomiaceae.